GACACGAGAUAAAUCGCAAACUAAUGCACUUCUCUGCGAAAAAAAGAAAACAUUUCGCGAGCAUAAUUCACUGAGUGCUGUAUUCGUUGCGACUUUUUUUAAAAAACUGAAGAAGAUUUGUCUUUGCUAGUGAAUAAAGGUAUGUAAAGAAGUGUUUUUUCAUAACUAGUGAUACGUACCUACCUAUUUGAAAAAUUGAAUUUGUUUUUGAAUCAUAAAAUUUCGCUCCCGAGCAUUGGUACAAAUAAUUUAAAAAAUCGAGAUGUCAGCUGAAGAACCAUUUUGUGAAACCACAUUAGCAGAUGCUCAUUAUUAUUACUUGUACAAUAUUCAAGGAUAUAUAGAGACACCAAUAUGCAUAAUCGGUGUCAUCUUCAACAUAUUCAACAUACUGGUGUUCACAAGAAGGAAUAUGAUUUCACCGGUGAACUUGAUAUUCACUCAUUUGGCAUUUGCGGAUUUAUCUAUGUUAUUAGCGUACAUUCUUCACGUAUGGGUAACGGUUGUCGCAUAUUACAGAAAUGAAUCUUACAAAGCAUCUACUUACACCGCCGCAGCACUUUAUUUGCGCAGCAAAGAAUUGAUCAACAUUUCUCACCACGUAUCAGUGUGUCUUAUAAUGAUGCUGGCAAUAUGGAAAUACAUAGCUGUAUUCUCUCCAUCGAAGGAACGCCAAUGGUGCAAUAUGAAAACAACCCGCAAUACAGUUAUGGCGGUUUACAUUGCAUGUGUUUUGCUUGCUAUACCGUUGCAUUUAUCACAUCAUGUGGUAACGUAUAGCCUGGAUAAGGCGGGUACGGAAUAUAUUCAUGUGCCCUUUGAUGAAGUCGAUCCGAUCGCAGUUGAAAUCUCGAUGAUCAUCAGAGGACUAUUGUUCGAUUUAUUGCCAUCAGUAGUACUAGGAAUAUCAAGUGUUAGAUUGUUUGUUGUUCUGCGGAUGAAAAAAGAACACCCAAAUCUCUCUUCAAAUGUUGAAAACCGCACAGACAAUGUCGAAACGAAGCAACAAAUCAAAGGAUCAGUAAUUAUAUUGAUAAUAAUAGUGACAUUAUGUUUGAGUUUUGUCAUUCCAUUAGGAUUACUCGAUUUAUUAUACGUAGUUUUAACACGAGAUAAAUACUCCAUUUAUAGGCCAUGCACUAAUAGUUUAUUAGGUAUACUCAGUAUUUUGAAUUGCUUUAAUAAGUGUGUCACAUUUGUCGUAUAUUACACCAUGGAUCAAGAUUUCAGAGCCACAUUCAAAUCUUUGUUCGAAAAAUGCAAUAUUUUCAUUGGGAAACAAAACUACUUUGUUUUGAAUAAUAUGAGAAGAAAUGAUGAAAGCUCAGAAACUAAUGGAGUUUAGCAAAAUUAGACAACUUUGGAAAAACAACCUUUAUGGUAAAAUGAAGACGGAAAUUUGAACUUUUGACGCAUGUUUGAGAAAAAAUUAGCUCACAUUUACCUACGUCCUACACCUACAUUAUUCCUAUUUUCUAUAAAAGUACUGUGUUAGAUUAAGCAAGAUUGAUUAUUAUACAUAACUAUGUACUCGUAUUUAUCAUGCAAGAAUUAUCGAAUUACAGAAAAAAUCCCCAA
Molecule: messenger RNA, 1578 nt
Organism: Planococcus citri (citrus mealybug)
Lineage: Eukaryota; Metazoa; Arthropoda; Insecta; Hemiptera; Pseudococcidae
Product: G-protein coupled receptor dmsr-1-like
Exons: 2
Coding region: 263-1345 (360 amino acids)
Biological process (GO): G protein-coupled receptor signaling pathway
Cellular component (GO): plasma membrane
Molecular function (GO): G protein-coupled peptide receptor activity
Source: RefSeq, a predicted model, not a curated record